GUGGGAGGUUCCCGUCUCCAUAACAUUGAAUGAAGACUCAACAGCUCAGUCAUUCCCGAUGACACGCCAGCACGCCGGAACUAAAAUGCCGACGGUCAAGUUUCCCGGGCGGACUCGACACUCAGUUAACGACGGAUCGAUCGACUGCUUUGGCCUGGCGGAAACCUAGCGGGAAGGAACCGCCCCCGGAGUCAGGGGCGAAGCGGUGAGUCGAGCACGGCUUCCUGCGAGCGGGAGCUGGGGCCGCGGGGACUCGGGAAGUCGCCGGCCUGUGCAGCUGGGUGACCCAGCGGGUGGAAGGGGCUAAUUAUGCUUCCCCAUGCCGUGAAGCGCGCCUUGCACAAGAACAAGACGCUCCGUUACGGAGUGCCCAUGCUGUUGCUGAUUGUUGGAGGUUCUUUUGGCCUCCGUGAGUUUUCACAAAUCCGUUACGACGCUGUGAGGAUUAAAAUGGAUCCAGAAUUAGAGAAGAAACUGAAGAUGAGCAAAGUGACACUGGAAUCAGAGUAUGAGAAAAUAAAGGACUCUGCUUUUGAUGACUGGAAGAAUAUUCGAGGACCCAGGCCUUGGGAAGAUUCUGACUUCGUUCAGGGGAAGAAUCCAGAAGCCCAGAAGACUACGAAACCAUGACUGUGCUGAUGCAUUUUUAAAAAACCUCAAAACUGUUAAUCUGGAAUUCCCUUACAACUUCCUAUCCACUAGGAGGAUAAUUCCAGACCUGCAGAAGAAGACUGUGUGUGAGUAGUCGGAUGGUGGUAGUCCUGGUGAAGCAGAUUUUCAUAUUUGUCAGCUCUUACGUCUGCAGAUGAAUCUAACAGUGCUUCCAGUGUGUAUCUGUACAUUCAAUAAAAGUGUGACUACUACA
Molecule: messenger RNA, 865 nt
Organism: Erinaceus europaeus (western European hedgehog)
Lineage: Eukaryota; Metazoa; Chordata; Mammalia; Eulipotyphla; Erinaceidae
Product: cytochrome c oxidase assembly protein COX16 homolog, mitochondrial
Exons: 4
Coding region: 310-630 (106 amino acids)
Biological process (GO): mitochondrial respiratory chain complex IV assembly
Cellular component (GO): mitochondrial inner membrane
Source: RefSeq, a predicted model, not a curated record